Molecule: messenger RNA, 740 nt
Organism: Zingiber officinale
Lineage: Eukaryota; Viridiplantae; Streptophyta; Magnoliopsida; Zingiberales; Zingiberaceae
Product: DNA-binding protein S1FA-like
Exons: 3
Coding region: 212-454 (80 amino acids)
Biological process (GO): regulation of DNA-templated transcription
Cellular component (GO): nucleus
Molecular function (GO): DNA binding
Source: RefSeq, a predicted model, not a curated record
AUCCUCUAGCCAUGGUUUGCAUCUCGGUGCGCCGCCGGUGCCCUCGAUCUCGUCGAAUUCAUUUCGGGCCUUUCUUUUUCUCUAUUUCUCGAUUCGGGGUCCCGGAGUCUGGAUACUGGAAGAGGUAGGGAUUCUUGAUAUUGCUUCCCUUUUUUAUUUACUGUUGUUUCUUGAUUUGAUCUAGUAGGACUAGUGCUUUUGGUCUCGCACCAUGGACGAAUCGUUCUCGGAUGCUGCAGGACACGUAAUCAGGGAGAGAGCAACUAACGGACUGAACCCUGGACUGGUGGUCUUGCUUUUUAUUGGUGGACUUGUAUUGUUAUUCCUUGUUGGCAAUUAUGCUCUCUAUACUUACGCACAGAGAACCCUUCCGCCUAGGAAGAAGAAGCCCGUGUCAAAAAAGAAGAUGAAGAAGGAAAGGCUCAGGCAGGGGGUCAGUGCCCCUGGAGAAUAAACAUGCCCUAAUAAACGAAGUGGGAGAACCCUAUCAACUGUUUCGAGGUUUGGUUCCAUGCCGACAUGCAUUUGAAACUUUGUGUUGUAGUAGUGCGUGUGAACUUUGAAUUUCCCUGUUCAGUUGGUGUCAGCCCAACUAGUACUGCUUGUCUGAAGAAGAAUUGUUGUGAUUUACUAGUCUUGAAUUGGUAUAUUAGGGUCCGAUCUCCUAGUACAUUUGUUUAGUAUCAAUAGUUUGUGUUUUCCCUUUCAGUUAAUAAAUAGUUCAUCAAUUUCUAGUAUAA